CAUCCAUGAGGGACAAGAAGUAGACUUCUUUCUACUGAGGUACUUUUUCACAGUUUCUCUCCAGGACAACAAGGUUUUUCUACUGAACCUGUCAAAAUGAAGCAGCUUGUUCUCUUCAUGUGCCUCUUGGUCUCUACUCUCGCUGCCCCUUUUCCAGCAAGCGAAAGCAGUGAGAUUGCAGCACAUGCUAAUGAGGCCCUGAGGUGGAUGGAGAUGUACAGGCUGUACCAGCAGCAGGGAAUAGUCCAAAAUCCCUUCAUUCCCUCUGCUAAUUCUCCCGAUGGUAACCCUGCCACCAAAGCUGCAGGACGUGCCCUGCUGAACUCUGAUGAGGUAGAGGAGGCCGAGGAGGUGGAAGCAGCUGAGGCCGACCCAGCCAUGGUUGAAGCAGAGCCUUCAGCAAACCCUGCAGCGGUAGAGCCAGCUGUAGUUGACGUCCCCAUAGAUGUUGCUCCAGUUGAUGAUGCUGCUGCUGUGGAUGUACCUCCUGUUGAUGUAGUUCCUGUUGACAGUGCCCCAGCAGCCCCUGAGGUGGCCGUUGAUCCAGCUGCCCCUGCCACCGCCGAUAUACUUGCUGCUGCUGAUGUCCCAGCUGAGGUUGACGCCCGUGCCACUGAUGUCGGUGAGGCUAACAUGACAGGAGGGCCAGCAGAUCCCACUGCACUGUAAUCUGCCUCUCAUCACCAGCAACAAUACUCCUCUGUUAGCAAAUAGAACAAAAGCUGAAAACAGAUACAGGUGAUGUAGUUAAAAGAGACCAAAAAAAGUAUUUGGGAAAAAAUUGAACACUUUGUAAAGAGAAUAACCAAAAUGUGUUUUCAGACCUAAUCUAAAAAGGGUUUUUUUGUUUGUGGUUUCUCUCUUUUUCUGUAGUUCUGUAAUUGAAAGUUUAUUCUUAGUCAUCAACACAUUGUAUAAAUGGUUGAGGAUUAUCUUAUGUUUUAUUGUUUUGCUGUACUGUCCACAGUAUUAAACCAUUAAAGUGCCAAAAAAUAACAUAUCA
Maylandia zebra (zebra mbuna) is the source of this 1003-nucleotide messenger RNA. It is a transcript of the gene enam, whose product is annotated as enamelin. The record is from RefSeq and is a predicted model, not a curated record. Lineage: Eukaryota; Metazoa; Chordata; Actinopteri; Cichliformes; Cichlidae.